CCUCGCUGGCGCUGCCUGCCUCUCCGCACUCGCUGCUCGCGCCGGGCGCGCUCCGCCGGCUCCCUGCUCUCCGCGCCACCCUCCUCCGGGCCGCGCUCCCUGAGGGAUGGUACUGAAUUUCGCCGCCACAGGAGCCCGGCUGGAGCGCCCGCCCCGCGGCCUCGCCUCCCCGCCGAGCCGCCAGCGCCUCGGGACGCGAUGAGGACCUGGGCUUGCCUGCUACUCCUCGGCUGCGGAUACCUCGCCCAUGCCCUGGCCGAGGAAGCCGAGAUCCCCCGCGAGGUGAUUGAGAGGCUGGCGCACAGUCAGAUCCACAGCAUCCGGGACCUCCAGCGACUCCUGGAGAUAGACUCCGUAGGGGCUGAGGAUGCUUUGGAAGCGAGUCUGAGAGCCCACGGGAGCCAUGCCACCAAGCAUGCACCUGAGGAGCCGCCCGUGCCCAUCCGGAGGAAAAGAAGCAUUGAGGAAGCCAUCCCCGCAGUCUGCAAGACCAGGACGGUCAUUUAUGAGAUACCUCGGAGCCAGGUCGACCCCACGUCUGCCAACUUCCUGAUCUGGCCCCCGUGCGUGGAGGUGAAGCGCUGUGCAGGCUGUUGCAACACCAGCAGCGUCAAGUGUCAGCCUUCCCGCGUCCAUCACCGCAGCGUCAAGGUGGCCAAGGUGGAGUACAUCAGGAAGAAGCCAAAGUUAAAAGAAGUGCAGGUGCGGCUGGAGGAGCAUCUGGAAUGCACAUGCACAGCCAGCGGUCUGAACCCGGACCACCGGGAGGAGGAGACGGGUAAGCCCCGGGAGUCAGGUAAAAAACGGAAAAGAAAGAGGUUAAAACCCACCUAACGCAGCCAACCAGGUAGGAGCUGUGUGCGGAUGUGCCUCGGUCCUGUGGGUGGGAGGUGCACCGGCUGAUCACACGGCGAAUCCCUCCCGUGGCGGCGAGCUCGCGGCUCUGAUUGAUCGGCCCUGAUCGGCCUGCAAGCUUCCGGUGUCUGGCUGGGCUGUGGGUCUGCUCGCUCGCGUCCCCUGCUGCUCCAGAGUCCCCGCUCUGGCUUGGGUCUCUUGCGUUGAUUGGGGAGGCCCCGGCGUCACAGGACUGGAGUGAUUUGGGUUCCUGAACAGCAGUGGGGUAGCUCUGAUGUUUAUUAGCUGGGAUCACCACCUUGGGCAGGUUACCCAUCCCAUUUGACAGAUGAAAGACUGAGGCUUACAGGGAUGAUAGGUAAGGGAAUUGAAGACUGCGUGGAUCCUAUCUGAAAAUGUUUUAUAGACGUGUAGGGCUGUUGGCUACUGUGUUGGAAAGUGGCUUCUGGUAACACACCAAAGCCAACAAGGGCUGAGAUGCGGUAGACGUUCAGGUGCAGGUAUUGCAUCCUCCAGGUAUCAUCAGGGACCCUCUCCCAUGCAGGACUGGGGCCGUCUAUCCUCAGAGUUGCUUCAUGGCUCGGCAUGGCUGCUGAAGCUCCAGAAAUCACAUCUACACUCCAGGUUGGAAGAGUAAUGUUGGGAGAGGGGCAAAAGAACCCUCUUAGAGAAGUCCCACCCAGUGACUUCUGCUCUGAUACACUGGUCGUCCUUCAGCUGCAAGAGGACCUGGGCAGCGUAGUCUUGUAGAGAGGCAUACUGCUUCCCAGAGGAAAAUGGGAUUUGGGCAACCACAGUCAUCAUGGAGGCAGUUUCCAGCCUUCCUGCUCCUUGUUGUUGACCUGUCUGCUCUGGAGAGCCUAGUACUUGCCUCCGGCCACGUGUGAACCCAUGGCAUCCCAAAUGGGUGGUUGUAGGAAAAAUUCUUGGAGAUGGUGUCUCAGAGCCCAGGUGCUGGUUCAGUGACUGCAGAAAGCUGCCAGGUCAGCAGUGUUGAGGCCAGCGGGUCUGGUCCAUUCAUAAGAAUCAUCUGGGGAGGAAAGGAUCCACUAGGGUGGGUUCCUGAAGCAGCCUCAAAACAAUUUCUUGCCUGUGAUUUUUGCUUUCCCCAAGGGUGUGGCUCUGGGGGUGGUUUUGUGCCGGCUUGUGCAUCCAGUCUGUACACCAUCGACUGGGCUCUGGCCUCCAUGGGCCAGAUGAUGACAGAGAUGCCAAGUGAGAGGCAAGUGGCCUCCCUGCUAGCUUGUGGGUAGUACCGGUGUUGGGACAAGCAGUGAACAGGUAAUGUGGAUGGGGAAGAGCUGCUCUUAGCUCAGAGCUCAGUGUAGAUCUGCUUGCCUGUCUGGUGGUAUCCAUCCUCAGGGUUGUCUCAUGGCCCAGGAUGGCUGCCAGAGCUCCAGAAAUCACAUCAAGCCCUCUGCUGGCAGUGAGGGGGAGGAGGAACAUGAGGAAAAAGACAAAAAAAUAACCAUUCUGGGCCUCAGUUUCCCUCAUCUGUACAAUGGGAGAAUGGGGCUUGUUCUAAGGAAUGUUCUGUGAGAUCCCAAGAGCCUAGUCCCAGUUCUGGUCAGGAGGUUACAGAAAGGGUACUGAGGCAUAUUUGACUUGAAAAAUGCCACAAACCCCUCAAAUCCUGAGGUUUAUCCCGGUGUGUGAGUGUGUCCCCCUGCUUGGGUGAAGUGUCUCCCUGUGGUCCCCGUCCACACUGCCGCGCGCAUGCUCGGUCCCUCGUCAGUGUCUGUUUCUCUCCCCUCUCCUUGCAGAUGUGAGGUGAGGAUAAGCCAGCAGCCCUUUUCCGGGACACGGAUGUACAUGGCGUGUUACAUUCCUGAACCUACUAUGUACGGUGCUCAUUGACAGCGUGCGGUCUUUGUUCUCCUCCGUGAAAAACCGUCUCCGUGCACACUCUGGAGAACAAAGAGACAGUAUACAUUUGUUUAAUGUGACAUCAAAGCAAGUAUUGUAGCACUCGGUGAAACAAUAAGAAGCUUCCUUGUCAAAAAGAGAGAGAGGGAGAGAGAGCAAAGAGAACCACAAAACAUGACAAACAAAACGGACUCACAAAAAUAUCUAAACAGUUGUUGGAAUGGAGGGACACCCCGUGGGAUGGAAGCGAUGUGCCUCGGCGGACCGGAUUUCUGUCCAGGGUUACAGGUGCUUCUGCCAGGGACACAGCCUGCUUUCUGGAGGACUCCGGGCGGGGGCCGAGGGCCCUGAGGGCACGUGGGAGCAGGGAUAUCUCAGAACCACCACGGGACUUAGAAACACAUCUCCUUGCCGUAGUGUUUAAGUCUAUACAGAAACCUUCCCGAGAGCCUUAAGUGGAUUUUUUUUUUUACACCAUAAAGUGAUUAUUAAGCUUUCCUUUUUACUCUUUGGCUAGCUUUUUUUUUUUUUUUUUUUUUAAUUAUCUCUUGGAUGACAUUUACACCGAUAACACCAGGCUGCUGUAAGUCAGGACAGUGGGACCGUAUUUCCCCUCGCAGGAUGCAAACAAAUGAGAUGUAUUAAAAUAAACAUGGUAUAUCCACCUAUGCAUCACUUCCUAAAUGUUUCUGGCUUUACGUGUUUCUCCCCUGCCCCAUUUUAUCUUACUUUUUAAUUUAAGCCAUUUCGAGAGAACUAUGCGUGAACCAAUCGAGUCCGUCCCAGGCCUGCCGCUCCCAGUCCUCGCCGCAGCGAGGUGGCCCCGUGCCAGUGUUUGGACAGAAUCUAAAUUCUUUAUUUUUGGUAAGAUGUUACGCUUUACAUGUAUUCAACAGAAAUGUGUGUGUGUUGUGUUUUUGUUUUUGUUUUGUAAAGGUGAAGUUUGUAUUUUUAUCUAAU
This is a messenger RNA of Neomonachus schauinslandi (Hawaiian monk seal), 3681 nucleotides long. RefSeq names its product platelet derived growth factor subunit A (gene PDGFA). Gene Ontology annotation, molecular function: growth factor activity; platelet-derived growth factor receptor binding. The coding region runs from base 199 to 834 and encodes 211 amino acids. The transcript is spliced from 6 exons. Lineage: Eukaryota; Metazoa; Chordata; Mammalia; Carnivora; Phocidae. Gene Ontology annotation, cellular component: membrane. Gene Ontology annotation, biological process: positive regulation of ERK1 and ERK2 cascade; positive regulation of cell migration; positive regulation of MAP kinase activity. The record is from RefSeq and is a predicted model, not a curated record.